Molecule: messenger RNA, 4026 nt
Organism: Anoplophora glabripennis (Asian longhorned beetle)
Lineage: Eukaryota; Metazoa; Arthropoda; Insecta; Coleoptera; Cerambycidae
Gene: mura
Product: RING finger protein 44
Exons: 10
Coding region: 421-2259 (612 amino acids)
Source: RefSeq, a predicted model, not a curated record
ACAAAGCUGAUAUUUGAUAGUUAUGUCGUGUACUAUUAGCAGUUGCCUUUGUUUGUUAUCAUUUUGAGUUCAUUUAACAAUUCGGUAUAGAAACAAGUGCAUAAAUGAUUAUACUUUUGGUUUCAUACGCCUCCACUUUUAUCUUUGUUUAUUGUUAGUUUUGGUUGGUCCUGUAUUUGUGGGAGGGUGUAUGUAGCUGAUUUCACAAGACUGUAGAUCCUUAAGCUGAAGUUGUAAUUUUGCAUUAAAAUUAGAAAUAUGUGCGGGUAGCAUAAGCCUAGGAUUCGUUUGCAGAUUACUGUGAUAAUUUUCACAAUAAUUGUUCAGUAUUCUGUGUGAGAUGCUUCUAUUGGAUCAAUAGUGUACAAAAGUAAAAUUACUCAUUCCUCUCUUGCUCAAUAGUGAUUGUGUAUUAGUUAUAUGCUACAAGGUAUAAUAAUAAUGAAUUCAAAUAACCACAAUCAACCUCGUAGAAAUUCUUCUAGUUUUAAUCGACAUGCUAAUAAUCAUUCAAAUCGUUCUAACCACCCCCAUAAUCACCAAAGGUGGCCAAGCAGAUUUCCCAAAGAUUUUAAUAGAGAAUAUGAAAACAAUUUUACAAGAGGUGAAUGUUCGGUAGCACCUAAUGGAAGCCCUAAAGAACCAAAUUAUGUACACAGUUAUCCCAAGAAUUCUCAGCUUAGUCCUGCUUUGAGAAGUAAUCAUAUCCAUUAUAACAAUGAGGCAUCAGGACACCAGCAUCCAGAUAGAAGACAUAUCCCUUUAACCAAUCCUCCAGAGAGAAGGCACACCAUUAGUCAGAACUAUCACAAUGGCAGUGACCGUAGACAUUUACCAAAUUUGGCUGAUAGACGACAUAUUUCUCCCCCCCUUCACAUAAAUAUUUGCGACAAUUCCAGUAAUCUUAUGACUAAUGCAGCAUCAGAGGGUAUGCAUCAAAGGAAUAUAAUAGAUUUCUCUCACUCUCAAAGGAGGCAUGGCAGAGAUGUCAGAGUAAGUCCCAUACACUUCCAGCAGCACUCCCCUCCGUUGUUCUAUAGACAGACCAGCGAUGAAAGUAUCAAAAGUGAAAGUCCGUCCAGAAAACGUAGACGUUUGUCCCGAUCUGGCCACCACAUUGAACUCAACUCCCAACCCGCCUCACCUCCACGUAGAUCUCCAAGGCAGCAUCCACCUUCCACCUCACAUCACUCUAUGCAGGGUAGCCCACCAUUAAGAAGACCACGCUACAGGGAUAGGAAUGAUUUUCCCCAUGCUCAUCACCAGACGUUCCUUCCUAGUCCCCCACCAGUCGCGCACGCUCAUCCUCAUCCCCAUCAAUCCACUGUUAUGAUGGACAUUAAUCAGGUACCAGUCACAAUUCCAAUGAAUCACGAAGCGGUCUGGAGCUACACCCCUUCGCCGCACAUUUCCCUGUGCACUGCUCCUCCUGGAGCCCCCCCUCAUUUGCACAGCUGUCAUGUACAUAAUAUGUAUGCGGGGCCUCAGUUAGUGCCCCAGCAGUUCCCCGGAUGUCUUCCCCACCAGAACUACGGAGCUUUCCCUACAACUCCCAGCGCUCUCUCGGUGUCUAAUCAGCAUUAUCCUCACCAACAUCUCCCUCCCCAGAGACCAGAUAGUCUCGAUUUGGAGUUGCUCAGUGAACACCAUGGCCACUCUCAUUCAGCUUUGCACGGAGCUCCACCUUUACAUGUGCCCCCGAUUCAAGUGUCCCCUUCGGCCUCACUGUUCUUAUCUGCGGAGACCCGUAACAAUCCUUUGGAGCUUCUGCACGCACGUACCCGGCAGCAUAGAAAUACCAGACUGCCCCCACCGAGGGCCCGUUGGCACCACAACCCUCCACUUAUGGCAGCACCAGCACAAUAUUCUGGAUUCCUACUUCAUUUCCUUGCCAUGUUCUCGAACCCACCAAUGUCGCCCUUCAGCCAGACGGAUCUCAGCAGUUCAGACACCACCGAGACGGAAAAUUACGAGGCAUUACUCAAUCUGGCCGAGCAGCUGGGAGAAGCCAAGCCCCGUGGCCUGGGCAAGUUGGAAAUCGAGCAGCUGGUUAGCUACAAGUAUAACGCUGAUACUCACGAGGGUGAUCAGACCUCUUGCGUCGUUUGUAUGUGCGACUUCGAGGCCAGACAGAUCCUCAGAGUGUUGCCGUGCUCACACGAAUUCCAUGCUAAAUGUAUCGAUAAGUGGCUCAGAUCAAAUAGAACCUGUCCAAUUUGUCGUGGCAACGCUUCAGACUACUUCAACAAUAGCGAUUAAAGCUCUUUCUUUCCCUUCGCUAAUAUGUUUUUGAAUAUUUACCCACCCCGUUAAUGUAAAAAAAAAUAAUUUUCUGUUGGGUGCCAUUAGUUGCCAGUAAUAGAUUUAAAUGUCACAAAAUAAAUGUAUUACGUCAUCUCUUUCUAACUUUAUUUGUACAGUAGUUCUGGGCUAUGACUCGAGCAAAGUGGGUUGAAAAUUUUUUCGCAAGAAAAAGCAGUCACAUUAGUUUUGUAAUCAGGGCUGUGGGCGCCUGUGUGAAAACUGGUAAAAUGCACCCUCUAUUAAAAAGUUGUAGAUUAAAAUUAAAAAUACGAACACUUGCGCUAUGGCUCUGUUUAUACUGUAGGGAAAUAUGACUGCUUCACUAUCUUUUACAAGGCAGUUUGUUAAUCAAUUACUUGUUUUUGCAACCAGUAUGUGUUCACUGGAUAAUUAUUUGAAUAAACUGCACGCGCUUUAUUUAAAGUAACGUAAAUCGAUGGUUAUCGUGUCACAUAUCGGCCUUAAAGUGUAUACCACAUACAUUUGACCCACUUCUGUGCGAGAGAGUUCAUAUAUUCAGUAUGCUAAAAAAGGGAAACAUAUUUUUUUGAUAGCAAAUUUCCAUGUGUCAAUGUUGUCGUUCACCUAACUCUUUCAGUGUUAACUACCUCCAAUAUUAUAGAGUUGUCAAGUCUGCAAUUAAAAUUUUCUUUAGAAAGAUUUGUCGUAAUGUUUUUGUGCCAAGGUUACUUUUGUUCUGAUAACGGUUGAAUGAUUUUCUUGAAAGUAAUAAGUAGUAUCAACUUGCAUCAUUACGUUUGAGAUUGCUAAGCUUAUGCACCUGUACAUAUUUUUGAUAGUGAUAAGGAAGGAUUUUAUUCCUUAGUUUAAUAAUUUGAAUAGGGUAUUGUGUUCAAAAUUUUAAAUCGUGUAUUAAAGAAUGCUGUUUAAUAUUAAGGAGGAAUAUUUGAGUAGACAGCGAUAAAAAUAGGUGAAUUUUAGGAAUUAUUAUCUGGAAACUACCUGUUCGAUUAAAUCCAGGUUUGUUUUAUUCAUAUACAUGUUGCGGUAUGCUGACAAAUUUCUUUAUAAAUUUAUAUUGACUGGGAGCGGUGCUGUCAUAGCUGGCAUAAAAAAUGUUGCUCACUGAUCUCAAUCAAAAAUUUCAAAAUGUAAUGCAUGAUGCCUAUAACAUCGUAGAAUUAAAAUAUGUUUUUUUUCCAACAAAAUGGCGGCCGAUUGAACUUUACAUUAAUAUCUGACCUUCCUGUAUUGAUAAAAAAAAAUUAUUAAGUGAAAAAAAAAUCCUACUUUCCGAUGUAGAACCUGUUCGAAAAUAUUGUGUCAAAUACAUACUUUAGGAACCGCUUUUUAAUAAUAUGUUUCAAGAUAAUCGCGUUUGACGUUUGGCAAAGAAUUGAUGCGCUUUGGAACUUGGUCGCUUGUAAGCUUCUCGGUAAAUCGCCCAUAACUUUUAGAGUUCUUGGAAUAUCAAGACAACAUUUACACACGAUAUUCUUCAUAUUCCAAACUUGGAAAAAUCGAUUUUUGUAAAAAAUUCAUAAUAAUUACAUAAUAUACAGGGUGUUUCAUUUCCGGUGUGCCAAAAAAACACAGAUGAUAGAGAAAGUAAUUUUGAGCAAAAAGUUCAUGUCGACAUGUAUCCGAAAACGCCCCCCUGUGGCGCUACGCCCUUUUAUGGGGGGCAAUUAAGAAACAAUUAUAGUAAUAAUAAUAAUAAUAAUAAUAAUAAUAAUAAUAAUAUCUCUACCCCUCAUGAGA